Xenopus tropicalis (tropical clawed frog) is the source of this 1196-nucleotide messenger RNA. It is a transcript of the gene eif6, whose product is annotated as eukaryotic translation initiation factor 6. Gene Ontology annotation, cellular component: nucleolus; cytoplasm. NCBI's taxonomy places the organism in Eukaryota, Metazoa, Chordata, Amphibia, Anura, Pipidae. The record is from RefSeq and is a predicted model, not a curated record. The coding region runs from base 172 to 909 and encodes 245 amino acids. The transcript has 7 exons. Gene Ontology annotation, molecular function: translation initiation factor activity; ribosomal large subunit binding; ribosome binding. Gene Ontology annotation, biological process: ribosomal large subunit biogenesis; translational initiation; cytosolic ribosome assembly.
GGGAGCGACAAGCGGGGCGGUUGGGCACUUAUCGGGUUUAGCCGGGCCCACCGCUGUCAGGGAGCUGCGAGUUGACAGAAGUUGUAUCCCCAGCCAAUCCCUGUGCGCCUCUGCGGGGACUGAAACUCCUGUGUCAGAAGCUGUUGCAUCAGUGAUUUCUAAGAAGCAGACAUGGCAGUCCGUGCAUCUUUUGAGAACAACAAUGAAAUUGGCUGUUUUGCCAAGCUUACCAACACCUACUGCCUGGUGGCCAUUGGGGGAUCGGAGAACUUCUACAGUGUGUUUGAAGGAGAACUUUCCGAGACAAUACCUGUUGUACAUGCAUCUAUCGCUGGCUGUAGAAUAAUCGGGAGGAUGUGCGUUGGCAACAGACACGGCCUCAUGGUUCCAAACAACACAACAGAUCAAGAACUUCAGCACAUCAGAAACAGCUUACCAGACUCGGUGCGAAUUCAGAGAGUAGAGGAGCGCCUCUCUGCCUUGGGCAAUGUUAUUGCAUGUAAUGACUACGUGGCUCUUGUGCAUCCUGAUCUUGACAGGGAGACAGAAGAGAUCUUGGCAGACGUCCUUAAAGUUGAGGUUUUUAGACAGACAAUAGCCGAUCAAGUACUUGUAGGGAGUUACUGUGCCUUCAGUAACCAAGGAGGCCUGCUGCAUCCCAAAACAUCUAUUGAGGAUCAAGAUGAACUGUCUUCUCUGCUACAGGUCCCUCUUGUGACGGGAACUGUAAACCGCGGCAGUGAAGUGAUCGCUGCAGGAAUGGUUGUGAAUGACUGGUCAGCGUUUUGCGGCUUGGAUACCACAAGUACAGAAUUGUCCGUUAUAGAAAGUGUAUUUAAACUGAGCGACGCACAUCCUAGUACUAUUGCCACCAGCAUGAGAGACUCCCUCAUUGACAGUUUAACAUAAAAAAAAUGGCAAGCAUCCCUGAUCGUUCCUUUGCUCAAACAAACAACUCUGUCGCUUACCAGCUUUUUCACCAAACUGGACUUCCCAAGAGCGCUGUCGCCCAAAUAUGUCUUUGUUAUUCUGUCAUCGCAUUAAAACUGUAUCUGAAAUAAAAAUGAAAUGGCUUUUUUUAACUGCAAUUUGUGACAGGGAAAAAGAGUGUCGUGUAAGCAUCUGCUUGCUAUAUUGCACUUAAAUAUAUUCUAGGUUAUUAUGAAUAAUAAACAGUUUUAUUACUCAAAAAUAAA